This is a messenger RNA of Nicrophorus vespilloides, 1197 nucleotides long. RefSeq lists its product as uncharacterized. The record is from RefSeq and is a predicted model, not a curated record. The coding region runs from base 1 to 1197 and encodes 398 amino acids. The transcript has 2 exons. Gene Ontology annotation, molecular function: nucleic acid binding; RNA-DNA hybrid ribonuclease activity. Lineage: Eukaryota; Metazoa; Arthropoda; Insecta; Coleoptera; Silphidae.
AUGACAUCCACAGGACAACCGUGGGCAGCACUAGACUCAUGGCAUAUGCCGAUUGGUACCGGACAGAACAUCAACGUGGUAGCGAAUCAGUUGAACCAAUCGCUCAGCAACAUAGAUGAAUUCCUGACGGAAAAACGACUUGCCAUAGUACCCAGCAAAACCAUGGCCAUGGGAUUUACAAGGAAAACAGUCAGAACUUUUCCACUCCUUCGGGUUCGAAACAUCGGUGUGGAGUACGUGAGAGCGUACAAGUUUCUGGGAAUUUGGUUUGACGACAAACUAUGCUGGAGAAAUCAUAUCGGGUCGCUAGUCAGGUCAUGCUACCAAGGUGUUAACAUCCUGAGAGCGUUGUCCGGGCUUGACUGGGGAAGCGACCCCAGGACUUUGCUAAUGUUUUUCCGUGGCUACGUGCGCUCAAGGCUUGAUUAUGCUUGUGGUCUCUACUCGUUCUGUGCAAAGGCGCUACUCGACCAACUGGACAGAAUACAAAAUCAAUGUCUGAGAAUCUGCAUUGGAGUUUUGAGCUCCACCCCACUGAUUGUAUUGCACGUGGAAACAGGCGUAUUUCCAUUGGAGAUUAGAAGAGCCGAAUUGGCGAGACGUUAUUGCGUAAAGUGUAGAGCAAGCCCACCUUCAGCUGCUCGCCCGCUCGUCGACAGGGCAGCAUCGGAGUUCCAACAAAACCCUUUUUGGCCAGCUAAGGGAAUCCCACUUCUGAUUCAGGCGUGGAGAGAUACGGAAACGUUCAGAACAAUUGUGGAUAAGAGAGCCAUAAAAAAAUAUCUUCGCCCCACCAUUGGAAGACGUUACGCACCGCAUAAAAUCACUGAAAUUUCCAGUCACCUUGAUCUGUCUCCUUCGGUAUUUACAUUCCGGAGAUUGCCAGGGCUAGCGUCGAUAUACACGGCGGAAUUAUACCCGAUACACAGAGCCCUACGAUUGACACAAUUCCAUGAGAAACGGAGAGUGGCGAUAAUCACGGAUUCGAUGAGUGCUAUUGAUGCCAUCACCAGCCAAUCAACGACAGUUAAAGCGAACCACUGGGUUGUGGCAAUACGCACGCAGAUAAGAGAUAUGGAAACGGAUGGGGGAGCUGUGGUGUUGUGUUGGGUGCCCAACCACCAGGGUAUCCUGGGUAACGAAGAGGCUGAUGUUUUGGCAGGAAGAGGUCAUCGACGUGAGAUCAUAUUUUGCUGA